Penicillium angulare is the source of this 1068-nucleotide messenger RNA. RefSeq names its product alternative oxidase. Gene Ontology annotation, molecular function: alternative oxidase activity. The coding region runs from base 1 to 1068 and encodes 355 amino acids. Gene Ontology annotation, cellular component: mitochondrion. Gene Ontology annotation, biological process: alternative respiration. NCBI's taxonomy places the organism in Eukaryota, Fungi, Ascomycota, Eurotiomycetes, Eurotiales, Aspergillaceae. The record is from RefSeq and is a predicted model, not a curated record. The transcript is spliced from 3 exons.
AUGAGUUCAGUCUCGGUAUUAUCAACGACCUCCUUCCGGACCGCGACGCGUCCACAAAACUACAUCUAUUUGAUCGCAAGAAGCUACUCGGGCGUGACAGUCGCCAACCUGCGCAGCUCACAUGGUCUCAACACGCACACUUCACAAUGGAACUACACUCCCAAGCGCUCAAUCUCUUCAACUCCACAAAAUCAGAUCAAGGAGUUUUUUCCACCCCCACACACCCCAGGCGUGAAGGAGGUAAAAUCGGCAUGGGUACAUCCAGUCUACAACGAAGCUCAAAUGAAGAAUGUCGCCAUCGCGCAUCGAGAGGCAAACAACUGGUCUGACUGGGUAGCUUUGGGUAUGGUUCGUGUCUUCCGAUGGGGUAUGGACUUUACCACAGGGUACAAACACCCCGAGCCCGGCGAGAACCUUCCAGAGAGAUUCAAAAUGACUGAAAAGAAGUGGAUGAAUCGUUUUGUCUUCUUGGAAACAGUGGCCGGUGUUCCGGGUAUGGUUGGCGGAAUGCUUCGCCAUCUACGCAGUCUCCGUCGCAUGAAAAGAGAUAACGGGUGGAUCGAGACUCUCUUGGAAGAGGCGUUCAAUGAACGUAUGCAUCUUUUGACAUUCCUCAAGCUAGCCGAACCAGGCUGGUUCAUGCGCCUGAUGGUUCUCGGCGCACAAGGUGUCUUCUUCAACGGAUUUUUCGUUUCUUAUCUUAUUUCGCCUCGCAUCUGCCAUCGAUUCGUGGGUUACCUUGAAGAAGAAGCAGUCAUCACCUACACUCGUGCCAUUGAAGAGCUUGAGGCGGGCAAGUUACCCGAAUGGGAAGCAUUAGAAGCCCCUCAGAUCGCUGUGCAGUACUGGCAAAUGCCAGAGGGCCAGCGCACCAUGAAAGAUCUCUUGAUGUACAUUCGAGCCGAUGAGGCUAAACAUCGCGAAGUCAAUCAUACACUUGGCAAUCUGGUGCAGGCGAGCGAUCCCAAUCCUUACCAAACUUCAUACCAGAAUCCCGUCCAAGAACAUCCGAGCAAGGGGAUUGAGAACCUGAAGGGUACCGGAUGGGAGCGAAAGGAGAUCUUUUAG